AAGAUGCCAAGUAAAUAUCCAAGAAAGUCUGUCAUCACGAGCCUACCCCUUUAGGCAUGAGGUCAACACACACCUGUUAAUGAACUGCGGCAUCCACAUGGGUAAAUAUCGCUGUAUGCCUAGUUGCUGGGGUCCCAUUGUGUGCUGGACUGUGCUGUGCUGCGCUGUUCUGGCAUAUGAAGCAUGCGGACGCCUCGGGGCACACAACACAGGCGGCAUCCUCAAAACCCCGAUUGCUCAGCCUCCUCCUCCCAUGGAUCAGAUCACCGUCCACAUCCACAGCUAUCUAUUUGUGUUCAUUCCUGAGAAGCCGACCGUCUCACCCUCCGGGCCCUCAGUGACCUCACCAUGUGUGAACACCCCCUUUAUAACAAGGGCACGCUAG
This is a messenger RNA of Podospora pseudocomata, 385 nucleotides long. RefSeq lists its product as uncharacterized. NCBI's taxonomy places the organism in Eukaryota, Fungi, Ascomycota, Sordariomycetes, Sordariales, Podosporaceae. The record is from RefSeq and is a predicted model, not a curated record. Bases 80 to 385 code for a protein of 101 amino acids. The transcript has 2 exons.